This is a messenger RNA of Polypterus senegalus (gray bichir), 1828 nucleotides long. RefSeq names its product mutY DNA glycosylase (gene mutyh). The transcript has 16 exons. The record is from RefSeq and is a predicted model, not a curated record. NCBI's taxonomy places the organism in Eukaryota, Metazoa, Chordata, Cladistia, Polypteriformes, Polypteridae. The coding region runs from base 136 to 1749 and encodes 537 amino acids. Gene Ontology annotation, molecular function: adenine/guanine mispair binding; oxidized purine DNA binding; 4 iron, 4 sulfur cluster binding. Gene Ontology annotation, cellular component: nucleus. Gene Ontology annotation, biological process: mismatch repair; base-excision repair.
CUUGGGUGGGACCUCUUCAGUCCUUUAUUUAUUUGGUUCGUCAAAGCAAAUCGAGUUUGGCGGGAAUUACUUAAAGGCUUGAUCGGGGAAUGAAAGGAAAAUGAAGUGAAGGACUAUGUUAAAACAAUUCUUAAAAUGAGUAGGUCAAAAGAAGAAUCCGGAAAGGCCCUCAGAAGAAAACUUGGAAAUCCAAUGAAAAAUAAAGAAAAGGCUAAACACACACAUAAAGAAGAAGUUUCCAGUACUCCUUCUUUUCAGGAAUCCAUCUACCACUUUUUUCAUGGUUCUGUUGAAAUUUCUUCAUUUCGGGAAAAACUGCUCCUGUGGUAUGACACGUCCAAGCGAAACCUUCCUUGGAGGACUAUGGCUGCACUGGAGCAGGACAUUAACAAAAGGGCCUAUGCAGUGUGGGUUUCGGAAAUUAUGCUACAGCAGACACAGGUCGCCACAGUAAUUGACUACUAUAACAAGUGGAUGAAGAGAUGGCCUACACUUCAGAAGCUUGCCGAGGCUACGUUAGAGGAAGUGAAUGAAAUGUGGGCAGGCCUUGGCUAUUAUUCACGAGGAAAGAGACUGCAUGAGGGGGCAAAAAAGGUUAUGUUAAGCUUCAAUGGACAGAUGCCAAGAACAGCAGAAGAUCUUCAGAAAGAGUUACCUGGUGUGGGCAGGUAUACUGCUGGAGCAGUAGCGUCUAUUGCUAUGGGACAGACAACUGGAGUAGUUGAUGGCAAUGUGACUAGAGUGCUGUGCCGGUCACGUACAAUUGGAGCAGACUGCACCAGUCCUGUUGUAAUGGAGGCGCUUUGGCGUCUCUCCAAUUCUUUGGUAGACCCAAGCAGGCCUGGAGAUUUUAAUCAGGCUCUAAUGGAACUUGGUGCUACUGUGUGCACACCAAAAGCCCCUCGCUGCUCCCUUUGCCCUGUAAGAAUGCACUGCCGAUCAUUUGAAAAGGUGGAGCACCAAAUGAAAACGGCGUCCAACAGGCUUUUAGGAAAAUCCGGGUUGGAAUUCUCUCCUGUUCCUGAUAUUGAAAACUGUGAUUAUGUGGGUCGCUGUCCUCUUUGCCUUCCCCCAGAAGAGAACUGGGAAAAUGACUUGGGGGUAAUGAAUUUUCCUAGGAAGCCAGUGAGAAAGCAAGCACGAUUAGAAAGAACGUUGACUUGCAUCCUGGAAUGGGAAGAAAGUGACCGAGAAGCAGUGUACCUUCUAGUGCAGAGGCCAAGUGCAGGGCUUUUGGCAGGACUGUGGGAAUUUCCAAGCAUAGUUCUUGAAGGGAAGAUCACAGAGAAGAAGGAGAAAGAACUGCUUUUAGAACAAUUGGAAACUCUCCUGGAUGGACCGGGUAAUUUUGGAGAGAUUCAGUAUGUUGGAGAGGUUGUACAUGUUUUCUCCCACAUCCACCAAACCUAUGCUGUGUACUGUUGUAGUCUGGCUAAAACAACUGGAUUAGUUAAAAAGGAGGCAGAGGAUGAUGCGUCAUCUUCACGUUGGCUCACAAAGAUGGCUUUUCAGAAAGCUGCUGUGUCAACAGCCAUGAAGAAGAUCUUCCAGCUUUAUCAGAGUAAAGAAGCUGAAGGUCCAAAAAAUUGCAAGGGAAAGAAGCGAAAAACAAGCACACAUUCAGAAGACAACAUGCAGAGAAGUCACAAAUUAAAGAAAAACAAACAAUCAAAUACUGGUCAAAAACAGCUUUCAAUUCUUGGUAUUUUUGGAAAAUCCAGAAAGUGUGAAAUAAGCAGCAGACCUUAAAAUGUUGUACCUUGAGCUAAAAGAAUUGUGUGUAUAUUUUAUAAAAACUCAUGUAACCAAAUGCUAAACAUUCAGUGUG